AUGGCACAAGCACCUGUUAGGAACAUAGACUCCACUAACGUGGAACAAGAUGUGGCAGCUAGUUCUUGGGUGCAGAAGACAAGGAGGUGCUAUAAAAAGUGGUUCUUGCAGUCAAAAUUUUUAACACUCAAGACAUUUUGCCAUGGAAAACUUCCUUCUGAACAGUGCCCCAGCGAGUGGAUAGGUUACAAAAAGAAAUGUUAUUUCAUCUCAGAGGAGGAAAAAAACUGGACAUCUAGUAAGACCUUCUGCACUUCGAGUGGAUUCUUGCUAGCCAUUUUUGAAAACCAGGAAGAAAUGCAUUCUUUAGCUAAGCGUUUGAAAAUAGAUGACUCCUGGAUUGGAUUGCGCAAGAGAGGUGAAAGCUUCUACUGGGAGGAUGGUAGUCCCCUGCAGAACUCGUUUCAGAUACGGAAUCACUCUGAAUGUGCCUACUUGGAUGCCUUCACUAUUUCUACGUCAGCAUGCUCUUUGCCCAGGCGCUGGAUCUGUAUCCAUCUUCCCUAA
Molecule: messenger RNA, 507 nt
Organism: Pelecanus crispus (Dalmatian pelican)
Lineage: Eukaryota; Metazoa; Chordata; Aves; Pelecaniformes; Pelecanidae
Source: RefSeq, a predicted model, not a curated record